Messenger RNA from Coregonus sp. 'balchen', 3404 nucleotides. The record is from the annotation of a GenBank genome assembly. Lineage: Eukaryota; Metazoa; Chordata; Actinopteri; Salmoniformes; Salmonidae.
AUGUGUCUGAAGCGUGAGGUGUUGCUGUGGCAGGAGCAUGUCCAGCAUCACCUGCAGCUCCCUGCCUACAUGGGACAUCCUCUUGUCAAACUCCUAGGAGACCUGAGCAAGAGGAGGUGCCCUGAGCAUGAGGACAAGGUGCUGAGGUACUACAGCUCCAUGUCUAAAACCUACAUCUGGACAAGAAGCGGAUGAACCUCAUCGUCUUGACGUCCAAUGUUCUGGGGAGAACACUGACUGUGCAUUUAAAAAAAAAUUCUGUUACCAUAUUUCAACAAGAGUAAAAGUGGUGUAGCGGGUUAAGGGGUGGUGACUUUCUCAUAAAAGGCUCUUCUAGUCUUAAUCUGAGAAUCAUGUCACAUACUUACAGUAGAUCAGAUUAGAUCAAUUGUAUUAUCCCAGGGGGACAUUUGUUUGGUCGUGUGCUUAAAAUACAUAAUAUAUAAAAACACAGAAUGAUACACACAGCAAACAGAUACUCUGCCCAUGCAGAAUGAUUGGCAGACAAACUAACACAAUUACAGAUAUACAUCUGUGAGUAUUUGUGUAAAUGAAAUGUACUGUAUAUAAACGUGUUUCAGGCAUUUAUGGAGCAGCAGUUCCAGUUGAUAGAGGCUAAGCUACAGGAAUGCAAGGACACUCAUAAAGUUGAAGACUUCAAAAAUGAAGUUAACUGAACAAAAAUAUAAACGCAACAUGCAACAAUUUCAAAGAUUUUACUGAGUUACAGUUCAUAUAAGGAAAUCAGUCAAUUUAAAUAAAUUCAUUAGGCCCUAAUCUAUGGAAUACAGAUACCUUAAAAAAAAAGUAAGGACAUGGAUCAGAAAACCAGUCAGUAUCUGGUGUGACCACCAUUUUCCUCAUGCAGCGGGACACAUCUCCUUUGCAUAGAGUUGAUCAGGCUGUUGAUUGUAGCCUAUGGAAUGUUGUCCCACUCUUCAAUGGCUGUUCGAAGUUGCUGGAACACGCUGUAGUACACGUCGAUCCAGAGCAUCCCAAAUGUGCUCAAUGGGUGACAUGUCUGGUGAGUAUGGAGGCAACGGAAGAACUGGGACAUUUUCAGCUUCCAGGAAUUGUGUACAGAUCCUUGCGACAUUGGGCCGUGCAUUAUCAUGAUGAAACAUGAGGUGAUGGUGGCGGAUGAAUGGCACGACAAUGGGCCUCAGGAUCUCGUCACAGUAUCUCUGUGCAGUCAAAUUGCCAUCAAUAAAAUGCAAUUGUGUUCGUUGUCAAUAGCUUAUGCCUGCCCAUACCAUAACCCCACCGUCACCAUGGGGCACUCUGUUCAAACAUUGCUCGCCCACACGACCCCACACACGUGCUCUGUGGUUUUGAGACCGGUUGGACGUACUGCCAAAUUCUCUAAAACAACAUUGGAGGCGGUUUAUGGCAGAGAAAUUAACAUUCCAUUUUCUGGCAACAGCUCUGGUGGACAUUCCUGCAGUCAGUAUGUCAAUUGCAAACUUGAGAUGUCUGUGGCAUUGUGUUGUGUGGCAAAACUGCACAUUUUAGAAUGGCCUUUUAUUGUCCCCAGCACAAGGUGCACCUGUGUAAUGAUCUUGCUGUUUAAUCAGCUUCUUGAUAUGCCACACCUGUCAGGUGGAUGGAUGAUCUUGGAAAAUGAGAAAUGCUCACUAACAGGGAUGGAAACAAAUUUGUGCACAAUAUUUGAGAAAAAUAAGCUUUUUGUGCGUGUGGGAAAUUUCUUGGAUCUUUUAUUUUCAGCUCGUGAAACAUGGGACCAACACUUUACAUGUUGCGUUUCUAUUUUUGUUCAGUGUAUAUUUGCAUAUACUCCACUUUAAUGCUUUUAGUGUUUUUGAUUUCUUUUGAGAUUCAUAGUUUUCUUUCUCUGUGCACAUAGGCAGAACUCCAAUCCCAUUGACUCCAGCAUUAACAGUUACGGUGGUGCUGCUGUGCCUCUGGUUCAUUGUCCUCUAUUAUGGUGAGUAGAUCUGAUCGUGAUGCCGUCAGUCACGUCUUGAAUUUUUGAUACAGUAUUCUUGCAUCAUCAUGAGUCAUUGCUCUCUUACCUGCCCCAAAUAACAUUGUCAGUCAUUGACCUGCAUACACUUGGAUUUCGGCAAGGUGUAUGUGUGAGUGUGGGUGUGUGCCUGUAUGCUUAAGUGAGUGGGUGCACAAAUGUGUGUGCAGCUGUGUGUAGGUGUUUGUGUCUGUCUGAUGAACAUUUGUCUCCAUCAUAGCCUAUAGUUCCUCUGUGGAAAAUCAGAAUCUCACAGAUACACUGAAGAAACGGCAGACUCUCUUCCACAAUGUCUACUCCUCCAUGGCAGGUGAGAAGUAAUAAGGAACUUGUGUUCUUUGUGGAUAAUCAAGCUUUAAGAUUCCGGUACUGUAGUAAUAAGUAGGUAAUUACAUAUUUAUUACUUUGUGGUAAUAAGAGAUGUGAUGUAUUUAUUUAAGAUCACUUUAUUGGUCCCGUGUAGCUCAGUUGGUAGAGCAUGGCGCUUGCAACGACAGGGUUGUGGGUUCGAUUCCUACGGGGGGCCAGUAUGAAAAAAAUAUAUGUAUGCACUCACUAACUGUAAGUCGCUCUGGAUAAGAGCGUCUGCUAAAUGACAAAAAUGUAAAUGUAAAAUGGUCAAUUGCACACAAGGUCCAACCCGAAAUUCGACUUCUGCUUUUAACCCAACCCCUCCGAAAGACACACAUACAGAUUUUUUGGGAGAGGUGAGGGGGGCUGCCACACUGGGCACCCAGGGAGCUGUUGUUGUGGGGGGUUAAGUGCCUUGCUCAAGGGCACAAUGACAUCUAGGAUUUGAUACCAGCAACCCUCAGGUUGCCAAGCUCACUUCCCACCAAAUUGUUCCUGUCAGUCCCAGGAUUCGAACUGGCAACCCUCCGGUUGCAGGCUCACCUCUCUAACAACUAGGCUACCUGCCACAUUACUGUAUGGUAAUAAGAGGUGAUGUAUUUGUUUACAGAAUUCAUGGUUGAAAAUCCACCAUAGGGCCACAGAAAUGCAGACAUCAGAGGAGCCCAACGUAAGCAGUGAUACAAUAGGUCUCUCGUGUGUGUGCGUCCGUCUGUCCGUCCAUCACUGAUCUGAUAUUUGUGAAUGUGUGUGUGUCACUGAUCUGUGUCCAUUUGUCUUUCUUAGGUGCCUUGACUCCCAGUGCUACUCCUCUGGGAGACAUUACUGGGAGGUGGAGGCCGUGGGCUACUGGGACAUCGUUGUGUCCUACCAGAGCAUUAAACGCAAGGGGACUGAGGGCCCCGCUUUUGGCCUCAACAAGGAAUCCUGGAGCAUCAAACACAAGGGCAAUCUGUUUGCCUACCACAACAAGAUGAAGAGGGAGAUCGCCAAUUCCUUGAAGGGCAACAGAGUGGUAGUUGUGGUAGACUUUGGUAGGGAACCAUCACUUUUUCUGGAGUGGGUAUGA